Messenger RNA from Arabidopsis thaliana (thale cress), 1084 nucleotides. RefSeq names its product Acyl-CoA N-acyltransferases (NAT) superfamily protein (gene ATMAK3). The transcript has 6 exons. Gene Ontology annotation, molecular function: acyltransferase activity, transferring groups other than amino-acyl groups; protein N-terminal-methionine acetyltransferase activity; protein-N-terminal amino-acid acetyltransferase activity. Bases 250 to 822 code for a protein of 190 amino acids. NCBI's taxonomy places the organism in Eukaryota, Viridiplantae, Streptophyta, Magnoliopsida, Brassicales, Brassicaceae. The record is from RefSeq and is marked reviewed. Gene Ontology annotation, cellular component: cytoplasm.
AUCGACCUUGUUCUUGUUCUUGUUCUUGUUCUUGUUCUUCUUCGUCUUCUCUUCGGAGCUUUUUUCUUCAGAUAUCACCCAGAUCGUAACUUUUGAUCUUCGAAUUUCACAAAGCUCAAACUUUUGGAUUCUUUACUAAUCCUAUUGUCACAUAACAUCGGAACAAGAUCAUCAAUGUAUAAACAACUGAUCAGAAGUUCAUAUUUCUCUUUGUAAGUAUACAAUUCGGGAUCUUGAUCACUUCUUGCAAUGGAGAAAGAGAUGGAAGAUAAAGAAGAAUUCGAUGAGGGUGAGAUUGAGUACACGAGUUAUGCUGGUGAGCAUCAUCUGCCAUUGAUUAUGUCUCUUGUUGACCAAGAACUUAGUGAACCUUACUCCAUCUUUACUUACCGGUACUUCGUCUACCUCUGGCCGCAGCUAUGCUUCCUGGCCUUUCACAAAGGUAAAUGCGUAGGAACCAUAGUCUGUAAGAUGGGGGAUCAUCGACAGACUUUCAGAGGGUACAUCGCUAUGUUGGUUGUGAUUAAACCAUAUCGUGGCCGAGGCAUAGCCUCAGAGCUUGUCACAAGAGCGAUAAAAGCGAUGAUGGAAUCAGGCUGUGAAGAGGUAACUCUGGAGGCAGAAGUGAGUAACAAAGGAGCAUUAGCACUAUAUGGGCGACUCGGGUUUAUAAGAGCCAAACGGCUAUACCACUAUUACUUGAAUGGGAUGGAUGCUUUUCGCCUGAAGCUCUUGUUCCCUAAGCCUCGUGUACCUCAAAUACCUUCUCAAGUUCAAACCCAACAAGAGUAUGAGACCUUUCCUAGGCCUCGUGUACCUUAAGGCCAUGAACGAAGAUGUGUGUUUCUUCAAUGUAUUCUAAAUCCUGAACAUGCUAAGACUAUGUUCUCUUUCGUAUGAAGAAAUAUUAUGUGUUGGUACAAUUCUAGUCCCAUGUUUAUGAAGUAUUCUCGACUGGAGUAAGCGAUUAAUCUGGACGUUUCAACGGUCUUGUGUGUCUACAGAAACAAUUUAGCAUAUUCAUAUCACUUUGUGGUGUGCGUAUAUACGUUUUUAAGGUCUCUCAAACUUGGUUGAUGAUUGG